CACACUGACUCUAAAUUAACUACAGAUAAAGCAGAUUUCCAGAGUUCACCAAAAACAGAAUCAAAGAACCCCCCACCCCCUUCUGCGAUUCCUUCUCCCAAUUCCGAUCGAUUAUUGAUAAUUGGUUUAUGGAGAGCGCAUCGGAGCUGGUGGAAUUCCCUUUGCUGCAGACGCCGAUCGAAGCAAACUACAGAGCUUGCACCAUUCCCUACAGAUUCCCCUCCGAUAAUCCUCGCAAGCCCACUCCCACCGAAAUUUCUUGGAUUGAUCUCUUCUACAACUCCAUCCCUUCCUUCAAAAAGCGUGCCGAGAGUGAUCCUUCUGUUUCUGAUGCUGCGACUAAGGCUGAAAAAUUUGCUCAAAGGUAUGGUGACAUACUUGAAGAUUUGAAGAAAGAUCCCGAAAGUCAUGGCGGGCCACCUGAUUGUAUCCUCCUCUGCAGACUUCGUGAGCAAGUACUUAGAGAACUGGGAUUCACAGAUAUCUUCAAAAAAGUCAAGGAUGAAGAAAAUGCAAAAGCCAUCUCCCUAUUUGGGGAUGUUGUUCGCCUUAACGAUGCCAUUGAAGAUGAAGGCAAGCGACUUGAGAAUCUUGUUAGAGGAAUUUUUGCUGGAAACAUAUUUGAUCUUGGCUCGGCACAGCUUGCAGAGGUUUUCUCCAAGGAUGGGAUGUCCUUUCUAGCUAGUUGUCAGAACCUUGUUCCUCGGCCUUGGGUUAUUGAUGAUCUUGACAAAUUUAAGGCGAAAUGGAGCAAGAAGUCAUGGAAGAAGGUUAUCAUAUUCGUAGAUAAUUCUGGUGCAGAUAUCAUUUUGGGUAUACUGCCAUUUGCGAGGGAGCUGCUUCGGCAUGGGAGUCAGGUUGUAUUGGCUGCUAAUGAAUUACCUUCCAUCAAUGAUGUGACUUACCCAGAGCUAGUUGAAAUUAUAUCAAAGUUAAAAGAUGAAGAAGGACAUCUCAUGGGUGUCAGUAUUUCAAAUCUUUUAAUUGCCAACUCCGGCAAUGAUUUACCUGUCAUUGAUCUUACAAGAGUGUCACAAGAGCUUGCUUACCUUGCCAGUGAUGCAGAUUUUGUCAUCUUAGAAGGGAUGGGUCGCGGAAUAGAAACGAAUCUCUAUGCUCAAUUUAAAUGCGACUCCCUCAAGAUUGGGAUGGUGAAACAUCCUGAAGUUGCACAAUUUCUUGGUGGACGUUUGUAUGAUUGUGUUUUCAAAUACAAUGAAGUCUCAAGUUUAUAAGUCUCAUUCUUUUCUCUUCUCUUCUCUUCCAUUGCUGCAUAGUUUCACUGUCUUAGUUUGAAUCUUUCAACUUUAGAACAUACCAGCAUGAAGCUAAUGCUUUUUCUUCAAUAUCAUUUUAGUUUUAGAAGAGAGGAUUAAAGGGAAAAAAAAUCAUACAUUUUACUUGUAAUAAAAAAAAAAGUAGUUCUACACA
Molecule: messenger RNA, 1431 nt
Organism: Arachis stenosperma
Lineage: Eukaryota; Viridiplantae; Streptophyta; Magnoliopsida; Fabales; Fabaceae
Product: damage-control phosphatase At2g17340-like
Exons: 12
Coding region: 129-1235 (368 amino acids)
Biological process (GO): coenzyme A biosynthetic process
Cellular component (GO): cytosol; nucleus
Molecular function (GO): ATP binding; pantothenate kinase activity
Source: RefSeq, a predicted model, not a curated record